CGGGCGGUGGCAGCAUUCGGCCGCGUGCGGUUUCCCGCUUCAGCUGGCUCGGCGCUCGCUGCACCUCGGGCUGCCGGUUGAUCCUCGCCAGCCCGCUGUCUACGCGCCGUCUUGUGGUUUCGCGCGCCUCUCCUUCUCCCUAGUUUUUUGUAGAGCCCAGGCCACGCCCGUUUCCCGCCGCCAGGGCCUGGUUCGUUUCCGCCCCUCUCUGAGCCCCUGCUCCUUCUGCUGGAGGCGGAGGCUCCAUGUUGUCCCCUCAGCGAGUGGUAGUGGCUGCAUCGGGAGGAGCAGGUGAUGCUAUGGAGAGUGGAAAGCCUUGUCCAGUGCAGGUUGUUUUGGUUCAGAAAGACCAACAUGCCUUUGAACUAGAAGAGAAAGCCUUGGCCAGCAUCCUCUUACAGGAACACAUCCGAGACCUUGAUGUGGUGGUGGUGUCAGUGGCUGGUGCCUUCCGAAAGGGCAAGUCCUUCUUUUUGGACUUUAUGCUACGAUACUUAUAUUUCCAGAAGGAAGGUGGCCGUUCAAAUUGGUUGGGUGACCCAGAAGAACCGUUAACAGGGUUUUCAUGGAGAGGGGGCUCUGACCCAGAAACCACUGGGAUCCAGAUCUGGAGUGAGGUUUUCACUGUGGAGAAGCCAGAUGGGAAGAAGGUUGCAGUUGUUCUGAUGGAUACCCAGGGGGCAUUUGACAGCCAGUCCACUGUGAAAGAUUGUGCUACCAUCUUUGCUCUAAGUACCAUGACUAGUUCUGUUCAGAUUUAUAAUUUGUCCCAGAACAUUCAGGAAGAUGAUCUUCAACAGCUGCAGCUCUUCACAGAAUAUGGUCGUCUGGCGAUGGAUGAAAUUUUCCAAAAACCCUUCCAGACACUGAUGUUUCUGGUUCGAGACUGGAGUUUCCCUUAUGAAUACAACUAUGGACUACAGGGAGGAAUGUCGUUUUUGGAAAAGCGUCUACAGGUGAAAGAACAUCAACAUGAAGAAAUUCAGAAUGUCCGAAAUCACAUUCACUCAUGUUUCUCCAGUGUCACCUGUUUUCUGCUACCACAUCCAGGGCUCCAGGUCGCCACAAGCCCUGACUUUGAUGGCAAAUUGAAAGAUAUUGCCAGUGAAUUCAAAGAGCAGUUACAGACACUGAUACCAUAUGUAUUAAACCCAGCUAACUUAAUGGAAAAGGAGAUCAAUGGCUCGAAAGUCACCUGUCGGGGGCUAUUGGAAUAUUUUAAGGCAUAUAUUAAAAUUUACCAAGGAGAAGAUCUGCCUCACCCCAAAUCCAUGCUUCAGGCCACUGCUGAAGCCAACAAUUUAGCAGCUGCAGCCUCUGCCAAGGACAUUUACUAUAACAACAUGGAAGAGGUUUGUGGGGGAGACAAACCUUAUUUGUCUCCAGACAUUCUAGAGGAGAAGCACUGUGAAUUCAAAGAACUUGCUCUGGACCAUUUUAAGAAGACAAAAAAGAUGGGUGGGAAGGAUUUUAGCCUUCGUUACCAGCAGGAGCUGGAGGAGGAGAUCAAGGAACUCUAUGAGAACUUCUGCAAGCACAAUGGUAGCAAGAAUGUCUUCAGCACCUUCCGAACCCCUGCAGUGCUCUUCACAGGCAUUGUGGCUUUGUACAUAGCCUCAGGCCUCACUGGCUUUGUUGGUCUUGAGGUGGUGGCCCAGCUGUUCAACUGUAUGGUCGGACUGCUGUUAAUAGCGCUUCUCACCUGGGGGUACAUCAGGUACUCUGGUCAGUAUCGUGAGCUGGGCGGUGCUAUCGAUUCUGGUGCAGCAUAUGUAUUAGAGCAGGCCACUUCUCACAUUGGUAAUUCCACUCAGGCUGCUGUGAGGGAUGCAGUUGUUGGGAGACCAUCCUCGGAUAAAAAAGCUCAGUAGCAUCUUAACAAGAGGAUCCAACAAGACCCCGGCCAGCCUCUUCUGAUUUCUGGGCUUCUGCCACGGCCACAGGUCCAGGUCCCGAGGAACGCAGACCUGGGACCAUCUGGGAAGAGCUGAAACACGGCACUAAUAAAUGAACAGACCUUU
This is a messenger RNA of Physeter macrocephalus (sperm whale), 2021 nucleotides long. RefSeq names its product atlastin GTPase 3 (gene ATL3). The transcript is spliced from 13 exons. Gene Ontology annotation, biological process: endoplasmic reticulum organization; protein homooligomerization. The record is from RefSeq and is a predicted model, not a curated record. NCBI's taxonomy places the organism in Eukaryota, Metazoa, Chordata, Mammalia, Artiodactyla, Physeteridae. The coding region runs from base 246 to 1871 and encodes 541 amino acids. Gene Ontology annotation, molecular function: GTPase activity; GTP binding.